Cladocopium goreaui is the source of this 1279-nucleotide messenger RNA. The record is from the annotation of a GenBank genome assembly. Lineage: Eukaryota; Dinophyceae; Suessiales; Symbiodiniaceae.
AUGCCAUGGCUACGGUGGCUGCUUUUAUUUCUCCCUGUGACCGCCGUGUCUCCGCGCAGCUUCCCCUGGCGGCGCCGCGAUGCUGUGGCGGCGGCUGGGGCAGCUGGGGCGUGGACGCCGGCCGACGCCAAAGCUGACGUCCAAUGGGCCGAAGAAGUCCUAUCGGCGGGGGGAAAUGCCGAUUCACCGUGGAACAAACCCAGGAGUUACACGGCAUUUAGCUUGAGCAAUGGCUUACGUGUCCUGCUGGUGGAGGACGAUGCCACGGAUCAGAUGGAGAUGGCCUUCACCCUGCCCUUCGGUCAGUUCGACGACCUCAAAGACCUCCCAGGCCUGGCGCAUCUCACCGAGCACCUGCUGCUGUCAGGGCCUGGGCCCAGCGAUGCCCUGCAGGCUCUGGCCAAAGCACCCGAUGUGAGAUUCCAAUCCAUUGAUGCCAAGCUCUCCAAUGCCUUGAGGAAAGUCAUUGACAAUGCUGGGGACAAGUCCAUGCAAGUGAAGUAUGACAUGUCCAUGAAGAACCAAUUGUAUGGGAGAAGUGGGGACUUCAUCAAGGGACGAGAACUAUUCGCAAUGAUAUUGAUUAGUUUCAAAUCACCUGAUCACACUGAAGUUCUCUACAAUGCCCAUCAUUUGUAUAUGUUCAACUAUUAUGGAGAUGACCAACUUGAGGCAUUCUACAACAAGUGGCUUGACAUCGUAUACAACAUGAAACAUGAUGAUCUGCCUUCCAACAAUUCCCUGCGUGACACAUUGUUCCGGAAGAUCGAACACUCAAAGCUUAUGGCCUUCGAUAUCAACCGAUACAAAACCUUUGAUGAAGGACAUCAUGAGAAGACCUAUGCUUACCUGACUGGUAUGAUCAAGGGAUACAUAGCAGGAGGGAAGCAAGAGCGACUGUUGAAAGAUAGAGAACGUGCAGUGAAACUGUCAUUGUCCUCUAACAAGACGACACCUGCCUUAGAAGAUGCAGACAAGCCUGCCGCUCCCGUCAAGACCAAGAAGGAGAAUGAAGCAGCUGCAUCGUCUACAGGUGAUCCUCCCAAACGUCCUAAGGCGAAAGCGAAGAGUGAAGCUGCAUCAGUACUUCCUACACCUUCUCCGAAAUCCCAUGCCGACAAGAACAACAAGAAAGGCAAAGGUGGGAAGGGAAGAUCAUCUUCACCCGUUGACAAGAAGAAGAUUUUCUGCAAUUACUUCUUCAAUAAAGGAGGAUGCAACAAAGGUGACAAAUGUCUUUACAGUCAUUCUCAGAAAGUCUAUGAUGCCAAGAUGAAAG